AGCGCACCUUCACCGCACGCACUCGUCCGAUUUUCCAGCUCUCCGCACCUGAACACUUGCAAACCACAGACGUCAAGUCGCCGCCGUCAUCGCUAUCAUCAUUUCACGAGCUUCACCACCGAGCUUGCCCUCUUCAAAAAACAUGGCGCCUCCAAGCACAUUCGCAUCCGCCGCCGCGGGCGGCAAUACUCCCACAACUCCGCGCACUGAUUCCGCCGGGGAAUGGGCACGUCGAACAAACGGCGCAACCCAAACCUUCCGUCGUCCUUCUGUCGCUACCUCGAUCAUGAGCUCCAAUGCCAGGGAAGUGGCUUCUGGUUCACAACCCGCCGUCUAUGUGCCUCCGCAUCGCAAUGGCCCUGCCCACUCGGACACUCGCUACUCCAAGAACCAACUGCUCGACCUGUAUCACAAACAGAAUGUAGAGGGCUCGCUAGACGAUUCGCUGUCGCCCCUGUUUGUCGCCGGCUGGGAGCCAACUCAGUCCAAUGGAGUCUCAUUGGGCGGCUGGGGCAGGAGGGACGAACAAGCCAAAGACCACGUUCCCGGUCCCGAGGUCUGCUGGGAAAAAGACGGUUCCACGGGUCCUUUGGGUCUGGUCGACAUGAACGAUGAAGAGAAGGAGCACUUUUCAUCCGUCAAUUCGCCCUUGAAACCGCCUACGACCGUGACCAAAGACGCUGUCAAUCCUCCCAUGCGCAAGAUUUCUGUAUCGCAGAAUGUCAGCAGUCCUGGCGCCUUUGCUGUUGCCUCGCCUGGCGUUGCAAGACCAGGCGCGAGACGUCGCGAAACCCAGGAGUACCCGUUCCCCUCGAGUUCGCAGCUCAACUCGCCCACGGUCGGCAAGGCCACGCGCGACGACUCCCGCACUGCCUCUCCACCUCCUUCACUGACCAGAAGAAGGACUGACUUCAAAGAUACGGCUGACUCGGCAGACGAAAAGCCAGCCCCCGAUGUACCUGAUGCUGCUCGUCCUCCAUUCUCCGCCAUCAAGCGCACUGCAACCGGUCCUUUGAAUACCGCUAUUGGCGGUGCAUCAUCUCCAUGGUCUGCAACUCCCCAGAGCGCUGGCUUUUCACCAAUGGGUGCUUUUGGCAAUUUUGCCAUCAAUACCAAUGCUACUGUCGGCACUCCAACUUCGGACAAACGUCCUGGACUGGCUGGUGGUAGAGCCGAGAGCCGCUUCAAGGGACUCAUGGCCAAGGACACCGACGACGCUUCGAGGGAUAAGUCUUCUCUGGACUCGAUUCCUCAUGAAGACCAACACGAACAGCAUGCUACUGGUAGCGCUGCUCUCGGCGGUGGCCAGGACAUUUCUCCUCCCCGUAGUCGUGGCUUUGGUACCCCUAGUCGUCAGGACUCGCGUGAUGAAUUCGGUCAUGGUGCCUUUGGCAUGACUUCGGAUCCUUUCCGUACCCUGAUGGGUCAGCAACACGACUCAUCUCAUGGGAUCCUUCCAGGCCGCUCUCAACAACUUCCUGCCGCCAGCGAUCCGAUGAGUCCCUCGGAUACCAAUCCUUAUCAAAGCCCUGAACAUUUACCCGCAGACCUCGACGAUGCUGAUGAUGAUGCCUCCGAUCUGCAAAAUGCUCAUCUGCCCAAUCUAGGCGGACUCAUGAACGACUCCAUGUCUUCUGGUGCUGGAGCUUUCCACGGUCUUGGAAACCUUGGACGCGUUCCCGCAGCGCCUCCGAGCGAUCGCAGUCAGACAUCGAGUGUUGGACCUAACAGAGGUUUCGGUGGCUUUUCUGGUCUGAAUGCUCUUCCUGGACUCGGAGGCGCCUCUGCCUGGGGUGGGCCUCAGGCGUCUAUCGGCACUCCUAACAGGGAUAGAGCUGCCUUGGCUGGCAACUUUGGUGAGAACCCCUUCGGCUCUUCUGCAGACCUGGGAUCUCCCAGUCUUGCGGCUCUGAGCGGACUGGGCGCGUUCGGCGCCAACCCUAGUCAAAGUCGCGGUACCAGCCGACUAGGAUCUCUCUUCCCGACCAGCGUGCAAGAGCAAAUGCGACCUGAUCACGGCCGUCAGGACGAGGACGACGCCGGAUCGGGAGAGUUUGCAAACUUGCCUCGCGACACAUCUAGUCCUUUUAGACGUGCUGCCGACGUUUCUAGCGCAUUCCCUGAUCAAGAUCGCAACACUGAGACAUCUCAGCAAGAGCCCAUUGGCCAACGCCCUGCCCAAUCUUCUGCUUCUAUGCAAGCUCAGGCGGUCACCAGCUCUGCGUCUAACCAACCACCCCCAGCUCAACAGAAGACUAUGGUCAUGCCCGAUCGUAUGAGGUGGAUCUACCGUGAUCCCCAGGGCGUCACCCAAGGCCCUUGGUCGGGCUUGGAGAUGCAUGACUGGUACAAGGCCGGUUUCUUCUCCCCCGAGUUGCUUGUCAAGAAGUAUGAGGAUAUCGAUUACGAGCCUCUGGCCCAGUUGAUCCGUAGAAUUGGUAACUCUCGCGAGCCCUUCCUCGUCCCACAAAUCGGCAUCCCUCAUGGCAACCCGACUCUUCCCCAGCCGCCCGCUAACUGGACUAAUCCUCUGUCUUCUGGUGGCGCUCAGCCUCCUUUCGCCAACAGUUUUCCUAGCUUCGGAACCACUCUUACUGCCGACCAGCAGAACGCAUUGGAACGUCGCAAGCAGGAGGAGCAAUACCUGAUGGCUCGCCAGAAGGAGCACCUUGCGCAACAACAAUUCGCACAGCGCUUCCAGGCUCAGACAGGCCAAUUGCUAUUCCCUCAACUCCACCACCAAUCCAGCGUUCAGAGCUUGCACAGCCAGCCCAGCUUCGGUAGCCUUAGUUCGCCUGCACCAGCAUUCCCAGCUGCUCCUCUGCAGAACAACUUUGGCAGUACCGGCGCGAGUGGUAGCACUCAUGUACCCGGCUUCUUCGACAACUCUUUCAGGUCUCCUGGAGCCCUGGGUGGUCUCGGAGCCAUUGGUGCUGGCGCGGACACGCUUGGUAACAUCAGAGAGGAAGACAUGUCUGGCAUGGUGAACAGACUCAACCUUGGACGUUCGUCACAGGGCAAUUUUGGAGGCAUCGGUCAGCCGUUCCCUCAAGCUGAAGAGCAACGUCGCAUCUCGACAAUGCUUGACGACCGCUCUCGUCUCGAGCAGCAACAGGCACAGCACGAUGCUACCCAACGCCUCCAACAGGAUCAGCCUGCACGAAACGAACAAUUCGAGCAGUUCCAGAGCCUGCAGGAGCACGCUAGAGCCGAUCCUUUCGGCGUUGGUCCUGAAGGUGUCAUUGGAAAGCCUAUCGCUCCUCCGUCUGAACAACAGCGCAGCCAACAAGACCAGGGUCAAGCGCAACCUCAAGAGCAGACCGAAUCAGAGUAUGAAGCCCAGUUUGAUGAAGAAGCCGAAGCUCUCACUCAGCAGGAAGAGGCCGCUGCUGCCUCCCAAUUCAAGCAAGAACCAUCUUUGACCGAGCAAGUACAGAAGGCUGCAUCUGUCAAGCAAUCGCCCGCACCUGCAUCGUCCCCCUGGGCCAAGGUUGACACUUCUUUGCCGCAACCCUUCCCUCCCGCACCAUCGCAGUCUCCUCUACCUGCCCCUGCAGCCCAGCGCAACAGAUCUCAUGUGGCUGAUGCACUCCAUGCCGAGUCUAGAUCCCGCUCGCAAACACCAUCUGCCGAGACUCCCAGUGCUUCAGUCGCUCCUUGGGCCAAAGAACCCGCCGAGUCAUCCAGAGGACCUUCUCUCAAGGAGAUCCAGGAGGCCGAGGCCAAGGUAGCCGCUGAGGCUGAAGCACUUGCUGCCGAGGCUCGUCGUGUCGCUUUCGAGAAGGAGCUCGCACAAGUCCAGCUGACUACCGUACCUGCACCUGGACUUCCUUUGACCUCUAAUUGGGCCAGCAGCAACACUGCAUCUCCCGCUACUGGUACCGCUCCUUCGCCCUGGGCCAAGGCCGCAAAGGUUGUUGUCGCUCCCGCUACUGCCAAGAGCAUGGCCCAGAUCCAGAAGGAGGAGGAGGCUCGCAAGAAGCGUCUCGCAGCCGCCGCAGCCACUCAAGCUGCAGCUGCCGUCGGCGUCGCUCCUGUCCAGCAGCCUGCUGGGGGUAAGAGAUAUGCCGAUCUUGCCAGCAAGGUAGCAUCUUCACCCGCACCUGGCAGCCCCGUACCUGGUAUGACCGGUGCUUGGACCACUGUCGGCGCAAGCGGCAAGGUCAAGACCCCCCUGCCUGCCCCCACUCCCGUCAACACCAGAGUUGCCAGCUCGACUAUUCUGCCCACCGUAGCAGCGGUCAAGAAGACCGUUCCUGCCAGAGCUACUGCAGGACCUUCUGCUGUCAAUGCCAUUGACGAGUUUAAAAAGUGGGCCAUCAACGAGCUCAAGCACGAUCUUAACAAGAGCGUUACUGCCGAUGAGUUUGUUAGCAACUUGCUCUCCUUCCCAUCUGAGCUCGAGAUUGUUACCGAAGCCGUUCACAGUGUUUCUCACACCAUCGAUUCUCGCCACUUUGCCGAAGAAUUCAUUCGUCGUCGCAAGUUGGCUGACAAGGGCCUGGUCGAUACCACUAAGCCAUCCAGCCCGGCUAGUAUGGUUCAAUCGGGCGGUUGGUCAGAAGUAGCUAAAAAGAACGCUGCUUCGGCCCCUAAGCCCCAAGAGCCUAAGGAUGAGCUCAACAACGGUAGUUUCAAGGUCGUACCGACCAAGAAGAAGGGUGGCAAGAAGUAAGCAUAGGCUAGAGACGAUGGGAAAGUAUGUAAAGCUAUAGGCACAUGUAAAUUGAUCAAUUUCUUCACACGA
Messenger RNA from Aureobasidium subglaciale EXF-2481, 4747 nucleotides. RefSeq lists its product as uncharacterized. The record is from RefSeq and is a predicted model, not a curated record. The transcript has 3 exons. Gene Ontology annotation, molecular function: protein binding. Bases 143 to 4675 code for a protein of 1510 amino acids. NCBI's taxonomy places the organism in Eukaryota, Fungi, Ascomycota, Dothideomycetes, Dothideales, Saccotheciaceae.